AUGGCGGAGAUGGUGGCUCGCCCCACGGAGUAUAUGUAUCAAGAUCCUCCCACCGUUUUGGUGUGCCUCUGGUGCUCUGGGAUCUUCUGUGCCACGGUCACCAUCGCCAUCACCGUCUACAACAUCCGAAGCCACUAUCACUCUGCACGUGAGCAGGGCUUAGGGCAUCACGAGAUGUUGCCGUCCUUCGGCGCGCGGGCCGACCGCAUCAUGCAGCUCCUGCUGGUGCCCUUGGUGGGCGCUUCCACUGCAGCGCUGCAGAUGUUCCUGCCCGGUGGUGCUCCGAUUCUCUCCUUCUUGCGUGUCUACCAGUUCACACGUGCCAUGCAGGACCUGGUAGAGUUUUUGUUUCUGCUGAACGGCAGCCAGCAGCACAUCUUGGAUAGCUUGCCCAAGGAGAAGAUCACCCUCUUUUCCAAGUUCCCUUUGUGUUGUGUUUUUGGCUGGUCUUGCUGUGCGCACCGGCCGCGCUUGGGACACUUGCGGUUCUUCGUCGCCGGUAUCAGGCAGUUCAACUGGCUGAUGCCAUUGCUGGGCGUCAUCAGCGUCUACAUGGAAUCUCAGAAUUACCCUUACGAUGAUCCGAUCGAGACGGUCUGUCGGACCUUGACCACGGUGAGCACCUUCUUCGCCAUGUGGGCCUUCAAAUGUUUGUUGCCCUUGAUGACCUACUCCAUCACUGCCACCACGGUGGACCCCGACCGCAUCGCUCAUAUGGAGAGGCGGGGCGAGACGAUGCGAGAUGGAAACAUCCAUCGAUGGAAGUGGCGGGAGGAAGUGAUGGCAACGUCUGCCUAA
This is a messenger RNA of Durusdinium trenchii, 798 nucleotides long. The record is from the annotation of a GenBank genome assembly. NCBI's taxonomy places the organism in Eukaryota, Dinophyceae, Suessiales, Symbiodiniaceae.